This is a messenger RNA of Guyanagaster necrorhizus, 2520 nucleotides long. Its product is annotated as ras GEF. NCBI's taxonomy places the organism in Eukaryota, Fungi, Basidiomycota, Agaricomycetes, Agaricales, Physalacriaceae. Gene Ontology annotation, biological process: small GTPase-mediated signal transduction. The transcript is spliced from 6 exons. The record is from RefSeq and is a predicted model, not a curated record. Gene Ontology annotation, molecular function: guanyl-nucleotide exchange factor activity. The coding region runs from base 1 to 2520 and encodes 839 amino acids.
AUGGCAUCCUUACAGAUGUCCAAGCCCAAGAAAUUGAAGAAGAUCAGCGACCGCAAAAUCUAUAUCCCCACAGCAGGUCCUGUGGCAUCUCUGGCUCUUUCCAGCCCACCAGAUUCUAGCCUUUUCAGCAAAGAGCCUGCGUCUCCUUCACCGUCAUGUUUCGCCCCUCCUUCCCUCGCCGCCAAUGUCCCGAUAUGUAUCCAACGCUAUCCCUCGAUCAUCCAUGUCAUAGAAAGACUACGCGAAGUGUCAGAAAAGAAUCAAAGUAUCAGCGACUUCGAGGCCUACGCUGUGGUUUUUUGCACAUGCCUUUCGACAAAUGUUCUCUACUCAAUGGAAAAGACGCCCCACCUGGACACGAACAACUCCAAUUACCGCGCUAUGUACUACGAUGUCGUUAAUUCUGCGGAAUACUUUCGCUCAUGGGCUUGUAAAAAGGUCCAAGAGGAAGGCGAGCUUGCCAUCGACAUGCGCCUGGCCACGUCGAUGUUCUGGUUCAAUGCCACACUCAAGGCUCUUGAUGACCUCCACGGGAUCGUGACACGUAUGGUAGCGGAUGCGAAACCGCUUCCUGGCAUUCCUGUCGAUUUGUCUGAGGAAGACGGCAUCGACAAAAGUGGGAGCCCUGAGUCUCAUAGGCUUCGGCCGCCUAAGCCUCGCAUCUCCCCUCUGAGCAUAAUCGUAGAAGAAGUCCUUAAUAAUGACAACCCGGCUUCUCCAGACACCCCCAGCGACACUGUCGCUUCUGGUUCCACUUUGGGUCUUGGCCGUGUCAGGUUUGCCGACGAAUCUAGCAGUAGUACUGACACGCUGGUGUCGACGCCGACAAAUCAAGCGGCUCUCCCUCCACGAUGCAAGAAGCUCGCUCAGCAGAUUCGACGUGUCGUUAAGCUUGCCAAGGAGCGCGGUCACCGUAUUGUUCAAUCUCAGAACUCGACUUCGACACUAUCUUCAGAGCCAAAGACAGAGUCCUUCAAGUCACUCGACCGGCGUCAAGCUGUGCAAAUCACUUAUGCGAUUCGUCAGUCCGCCAUAUACCACUUCGAGGAUCCUAGCAACCGCGUCGACAUGCCUAUGCCUGAGGAUUACGCGGCCAUGAAAGUCGACGAAAAAGGACAAUUGACGAGUGCUACAUUGCAGGCCCUCAUCUUGCAAGUCACCUCGCGUGAAGUCACACAGGAAGGUGUUCUCGACACUUUUUUCCUUGGUUUCCGGUACUUUACGACACCGGCUAUACUGGCCAGGGGCCUUUUAGACCGCUUCAAGGUGAUGAACGAACAUGGCUAUCAGUUCACUGAGCAACAGCGUGUUGUCUGGGCGGCUUCGAAGGACAUCACGGAAAAACGCGUCGUGCACGUUAUCUGCUUGUGGCUGGAGCGUUACUGGAACCCAGCGUUCGACAGUGAAGCACUCGAGAUCUUCCAGGAGUAUUUUUUGAGACAUCCAGAAUGUCGUCCCGGCAGCGAGAUGCUGAAACUCUACAGACGUUUGGACAAAAUCGGCUCAAGUGGCGCCUCGCGAUCCAAAUGGUUGGAAUAUAGAUAUCGUAAGAUCGCGCCCGGAAGCUUUUCCCCUAAUCCUGAGGAAACGAAUUUUCGUCUCCCAACGGUACCAGACAAGCCAGUGAAAUCCAGGCUGCUCUGGUUCAUGAGUAACCCUGGUAUCCGGGAGUUUGCGCGACAGAUCACUAUCCAGUCAUUCAAAAUUUUCAGGAGGAUCGAACCGGAGAGCGCUGUCCGCUCAUGGAUGGCAAACGAAUUGGAGGGAAAAGAGACCAGAGCGGACUUUGUGAAUUGGGGAAGGUCGCUCACAUUCUGGGCCACCAUUUCUAUCUUGCACGAAUCGUCGCUGGAGGGUCGUGUUCCAAUGAUAGAGUUCUGGCUCGAGGUGGCAAUGGAAUGUCUCAAGCACUACGACUUCAACUCCGCCUUUGCCAUCUACAAUGGUGUUGUCGCUUCUCCCGUGAACCGACUCAGACGUACAGCUCUGGCGUUGUCCAUGAAACAUAAGGGUUUCCACUGGGUAUUUGAAACAGUGUUCGACAACUUCAGGGAAUACCGUCGCAUAAUUCAAGCUGUUGGACUCAAGUCAAGACCCAUGGUUCCCAUCCUUGACCCUCUUGUUCACGAUGUAACUCAAAUCAAGUCAAGCCUUUCAAGGGCAGUUACCGAGGGAAGAAUCAACUUUUUCCCUGUACGCACUAUCUGUGCUACAAUCCGAACAUUGGAGCAAGCUUGGCUGCCCUACACGUUUAGAAGCAGCCCUGCUUGCCAAGAAUGGCUAACAAAGAAGAUGCAGUGGGCCGUAGAAUUGAAAGCAAAACUGGAUGUCGAUGACACUGAUCAGUACAAAUGGAGCCGUGUCCUUGAACCGAGGGACCCGGAACUUGACAAAAUACACAAUAAUCCUGCUAUGUUGUGGAACCUUGUCGCCACCCGGAGUGGGUAUCAGAACGUCGCCUCAAUAACGACGUUUGAUCUCGAUGCUAUUCUCAACAUUCAGGCUUGCCAGGCCCGAUGA